Messenger RNA from Hylaeus anthracinus, 3909 nucleotides. It is a transcript of the gene PAN3, whose product is annotated as PAN2-PAN3 deadenylation complex subunit PAN3. NCBI's taxonomy places the organism in Eukaryota, Metazoa, Arthropoda, Insecta, Hymenoptera, Colletidae. The transcript is spliced from 9 exons. Gene Ontology annotation, cellular component: P-body; PAN complex. Bases 1546 to 3369 code for a protein of 607 amino acids. Gene Ontology annotation, biological process: nuclear-transcribed mRNA poly(A) tail shortening; protein phosphorylation; mRNA processing. Gene Ontology annotation, molecular function: poly(A) binding; protein kinase activity; ATP binding. The record is from RefSeq and is a predicted model, not a curated record.
UAUAUUCACACAAUUCGUAUAUAGAAGAACAAGUCACGUGCGUCGCUCUGUUGCGAAUAUAUCUUAACAAAAUUUACUUCGAAAUCGUGUUAUCAGAUAAUCUCUCCGUUAGACAUUGUUUUCACGGAUAUCUCAUUUCCAAGAACUAUACCCAUCGCGUUUCGUAAAUAUCGAUACAAAUCUUUGACCAAAUUCGUCAAACCGAGUACUAACACGAAUAAUAUAUGAAACACGGCGCAAUAGGCGACGCAUAUUUCUUUCGCAAUCGAUUGCUGUUAAUAACGUAUCAUACCAGAUCGAGAUCGUCGAAUAGAGAUCAUUCGCGAACGAUUCGCGACCUAAGAAUCGCCAGAAGCAGAAAAAUUCCCAUCUAGAUAAAAAUGUCCAACAACGAAUAAAAGAUAAGCAAACAGUUCGACGCUUCGAAUGAAAAUCCGUAUUUGAUUUUUAGCACGAAAUGUUUCGCGAUAAAUAGAUCAAAAAUCAAGCUAUCCGAUCGAAUAAACGUCGCGAAUCGAUUGUUACGAGGUGCUCCUAUUCGUGAUCUAUAUUUAAUGGAAAGAAAUUUCGCUGAUUCGCGGGUUGUGCGUUCGAAAGGUAAAUAUACAAGUUGCGUCUCGCGCGCCCGGAGACAAGCCGUGGCAGAGAGACAGCUGCUCCGAUCGAAGGACAUGAAUAGGAGGGUGGAAGGGAGAGAGGAAGAAAGAGAAAAAUACGAGGCCGAAGCAAAGGGAGAACACCAUAAACAUACAAGAUCGGAUUGGUUCUGCUUUCUCCUUUGUCUGCUGGAUGGAAACAUGUUAUAACACGGUCAGAUUGCUGUUAAAUAGACUCUGUAAAUUGUUGUAUGUAUUUUCUCGUUGCGCGGCUUUUCCGUUCCGUGUCGCGAACGUAUCGGUGGGAUCGGAAUUUUGGCGCCGUACCGUACACCGACGCGACAUCGGCUGACAGCGUUAAAUGGUUAUGUUAACGCGGCGUACUCUUCGGUACGCGUUUCAUCGUAACAUGUCCCCGUAUUUUCAUUCCAUCGGUCGCUUUACUUCUCUGUCGCGCGAACCUUCCGAUUUCUUUCAUCGAAUUCUCGUACGUUUCCUCCGUUUCCUCGUCGUCAGCGACGCGAAGCCAAGGUUAUUUAUCCUGUGCGUCUUUUUCGCUGUAUUGUCAAAAUCAGCUGCCAUUGCUAUAGCGUGCUAAUCUGCUUGUUCGUCGCGGUCUCCUUUCCUUUCACCCUUUCUGUUUUCGUUUUUUUUCAAUGAAACCGCGUCCGCUGUCUACGAAAUUUCAUUCAUAAUCGACGAAUCUCGCUAUCCUCGCCGUUCGUCGAACCGUACGCGGCAGGUUACUCGUUUCUCGUUUAGAGCGAGCGGACCUGGAUAUCGCAGCGUGUAUCUAUAUUUUAACGAAAGCAACCACUUGUGGUAAAGCACAUUUGUUAAUUACCAUUGAGAGAAGCAGGUGCAAAGUGAUUUACAACAGGGUGGAAAAUAGAAAGAGUCGAAGUGAGGGUUAAGCGUGAUAGCAGUAAAUGCAGUGGUUGAAGGAGAAAUGGACCCAUCAAUGUUUGUUGCAUACACCCCUCAAACAAACGGCGUUCCACUGGAGUCCAAGCUUGCUACCUACAUGAAUCGUCAAAGCCCAGGGGUAACUCUAAGUACCACCGCCGUUACAAAACAUUUGUCGAACCUUUCUCUGGAUUCGCAAAAAAAGGUAACUGCCAGUCCAGAAUUUGUACCUGGAAGGAGUCUAACUAGUAGCAACAGCAGUUCUCCAAAUCUUUUCAAUAAUUCUUACCAUUCGCAAGAGAAUGUGGGCGGUACUACUUAUUUUUACCUUGGGAAUGCUGCGACCGAUACUGUUGGAGCCGAGGACGGAACUGAAACUAUCGCAAAUGUGGGAGCAGGUCAGGUAGGCUUUGUCUAUCCAGGUACACCUGCGCAUCUUCAGCCAGUGAAACCGGCGAAACCUCCGUCAUCCAAUAGCUCUUCUGCUCCUUCGACUCCACCACCUCAAGCAACGCCUAGCUUCUUUGUCAGUGAAAGUUUACGAAUGGACAUUCUUCAGAAAAAUGCGUUAACGUUAGCACAACCCGAUAUAGUACGAUUUCCCGACUUACCGAACGAGGUAGAUAAUUAUCAUGAGCUGUGCCCGCUAGAACCAAUCCAUAAACCUGCCUCGACAAUGCUUGGAUAUCAGACAUCAACGUACAAAGCUACCAGCAUUAAAAGUGGUACGCGUUAUUGUUUACGUCGUAUACAUGAUUUCAGACUUGCCAAUACGAAAUGUAUGGUGCUGGUGGAUAUGUGGAAGCGAUUAUCGCAUACCAACUUAGUGCAGUUACGAGAAGUUUUCACCACCAAGGCCUUUGGUGACCAUUCCAUGGUAUUCGUUUACGACUAUCAUCCUGGUUCGGAGACGUUAUUAAAUAAGCAUUUCUCAGCUACUAAAUUGAAUGGAUACACGGAUCCAUUUUCCUCGGACCCUAAUGCUCCCAGACCUUAUAGUCAUACUAAAAAUACCAUUUUGAGACAGCAACAUAGCAGUAUGUUACCAGAAAGUGUCAUAUGGAGCUACAUAAUCCAACUCACCGCUGCUCUUCGCGUCAUACAUGCUGCUGGUUUGGCAUACAGAUGUUUAGAUCCUACGAAAGUGUUGCUGACGUCGCGUACAAGACUUCGUUUGAGUUGCGUGGCUAUACCGGACGUGGUUACGUUCGAUGGAAAUGCAGCAAAUCCACUUUCGCUCAUACCACAUUAUCAACAGGAAGAUUUAAUCGCCCUAGGAAAAUUGGUGUUGGCUUUAGCAUGUCGCAGCCUCCUUGCCGUCCAUCGCGACAAUAUGCAAGCCUCCCUCGAGCUCGUUGCCCGCUCUUACUCCACGGAUCUUCGAAAUCUCAUUCUGUAUUUACUUUCUAAUCAAGCACGAAGAAGUGUAACCGAUCUCAUGCCAAUGAUAGGAGCGCGAUUUUAUACACAGUUAGACGCGGCUCUACUUCGAUCAGACGUGCUGGAGAAUGAACUUGCCAAGGAGCUGGAGAAUGGACGAUUAUUUAAGUUACUUGUAAAAUUGGCUACCAUUAACGAAAGACCUGAACUUAAUAUGGAACCCACGUGGGCAGAGACGGGUGACCGAUACAUGCUCAAAUUGUUUAGGGAUUACGUUUUUCAUCAGGUUGCAGCGGAUGGGAGACCAUGGUUGGAUAUGGCACACGUUGUAUCUUGUUUAAAUAAGUUGGAUUCAGGUUCUCAGGAUAAGAUAUGUUUGAUGUCACGAGACGAACAAAGUGUGUUAGUAGUAAGUUACGCAGAAUUACGGCAAUGCUUGGAAACCUCAUUUGGAGAACUGGUACAAUCUGCAAAAGAUGCUGUCUAGGUCUGUGUCCUUUCUUUUCUUUUUUUUUUCAUCAACCGACCAGACAGUACAUACUCCGAACCAUAAAUGUGAUAUCACCACUUAGCGGUACUAUCAUUUUAAUUUUUAUCGAGACAUAGGAGAGUGAGAUUUUGGCCCGAGAAUUCUGUUCGGUGAUAAGAAAAUGGUACAUGAUCCAGUUUGUAAGCAUGAUUUCGAGUCGAAUCAUUAGAUACGCGCAGAAUACAUUCUGGCACUGCCAUUUGAAUGUAAUAUAUAUAUAUAUAUGCGACAUGCUAUAUAUAUAUAUGUGUGUGUGUGUACAAGGAGAUCAUGUGAUGAUACAAGCCAGAGAAGUGUAUGAAUUUUGCUGCGGAAGCUAUUACGGUACUAUACUGAAAAUGAAACAAUUGUACACGACUUAAUAAUGCAAUGAAGUCUUAAGAGGUCUUAAGAACAACACCUAAACACAAUCGGUGUAUAGGUUAGAUCUUAGUUUUUAGGGUACAGCUGGUAAGCAUUAAUUUUGAAAUAAAUGUUUAUUUUUGAAAGCAAUCUUAA